Molecule: messenger RNA, 1543 nt
Organism: Rhopilema esculentum
Lineage: Eukaryota; Metazoa; Cnidaria; Scyphozoa; Rhizostomeae; Rhizostomatidae
Source: RefSeq, a predicted model, not a curated record
UCGUGAUAAUCGGCCAGUGGAAACAUGAAAUCUUGUAAAACAAUCGUGCUUAUCGCGCCGCGAUUAACGCGACAGAAUAUCAAAAUUUUUUGAUAUUCUGUCGCGUUAAUCGCCCUUAUCGCCAAAAUUGACGUCAUUGGAAUCAAUUUCGAAAGGCAUACCUCGAUCACCAUGACAACGUUCACGUCAAGGAAAGAGUCUUGGCAUGACUGGGAAGUUUCAAGGGGCGAAUCGUUUUUUGCAAUAAAUUAUUUGAAAAACUCUUCUUGCCAAAACUAAAAAACCAAGUAACGUAGCUUGCCAAAAUGGAUUUCGACGGUAUUCAACGAGACGAACAGCUAGCAGAGGCAGUUAGACAGUACCCAUGUCUUUACGACAAAAGAAAGAAGGAUUACAAAGAUAAAAAUGUCGUUGCUAACGCAUGGAGAAAAGUUGCAGAAGCAACAGGGAUGGAGAGCGGAGAGGAAGCAAAGAAGCUUUUCGAUAAUUUAAAGAAGAGGUACAGCAAGAAAAGGAACGAAAUGAGGAAGGUUGAGAGGUCUGGCACAUCGACCAGUGCAGUUGCUGUAGCGAAGGAGAAGCUGGACCAAUAUAAAUUUUUGGUAUGGCUUCAACCUUUUAUACAGGCCAGAAGUUCAAAAACAAACUUGCCCCCUAGAAAUGUGGCUUCAUUUCCGAAAUCUCCAGCCACUCCGAGUGAAGCCAGUGAAAUUUUUGAGGAAGGGACUGCUGAAACGUUCGGCGGUGACGACGAUGACAACGACGAUUAUGAUGAUGAUAAUGGUAAUGAAAUUUCAGAGGAAGGGCAAAACAUUGAUGAGACGUCCGUUUCUGAACCGCUUGGUGAAGAAGUAAACAACGACUUUCCUGCCAGAACUCCAGCUAAAAAAUUCAAAUCCAGGAAGUGUGAGAUAUCUGCUGUAACAGGCAAAACAAAAUGGCAGAAAAAAGGGAUGGACAUUGAGAACAUGGAGCUGCAGUUCCUUGAGACCGUCCGAAAAGCAGUUGAAGAGCCUAGGACAGAAGCCCAAAGUACAGUCAAUGACUCAAACUACCAUUUUGCAAUGAUGGUGUACUCAGAAAUUAAUAAAUUCACCCCCCGAAAUCAGUAUAUUGCUCGACAUCAAAUACAAAAUAUUAUAUUUGAUAUACAAAUGCAAGAGCAGCAACAGAAAUCGUUCAUGCUCCAACCAGCAUGGAAUGCACCUCCACCCGAUCAGCCUGUUGUAUCAGCACUUGGAAAUACAAGUGAGAGAAAUCGGAACGUUGCUAUAGAGCCAAAUCAGAACAUGUUUUUUACUCAAUAGGAAUUACUUUUAAAAAAAAUUAUUUGCUCAGUUAUAAAAUUUUGCUCAUUAAUAAAAUGUCAAAAAAUCAAUUAUAAGAACAUGUUAUGCGAGUUUAUUUGUCACCAGUUCUUUGAAUGUAAGCUAAUUGCCAUGGUACAGAGCCAGCUUCGCUGCACAAAUAUUGCUUCAAAGCAUUCCUUAUGGCUGUUGCAUUUGCAGUAUGGCGGGAGCCUCUAACUCUUUGAAUGUUUUGC